Linum tenue is the source of this 573-nucleotide messenger RNA. The record is from the annotation of a GenBank genome assembly. NCBI's taxonomy places the organism in Eukaryota, Viridiplantae, Streptophyta, Magnoliopsida, Malpighiales, Linaceae.
AUGGGCACCCGAAAACGCCCCCAGUGGAGCUGGGCCUCAUUCCUCGCCGGCGGAGCAUCCGCCGCCGCAGCCGCCGCCCUCCUCCGGGCCAAGCCCCAGGACCCAACAUUCCACCUGAUCUCCAUCAACCUCAGCUCCUUCAAGCUCAACUUCCCCGUCCUCGACGCCGAUCUGACCCUCACCGUCCACGUGGCCAACCCCAACGUCGUCCCCGUCCACUACUCCGCCGCCACGCUGUCGAUCUACUACGACGGGUCCCUCCUCGGGUCGGCCCGGGUCGAGGCCGGGUCGCAGCCGGCCCGGUCCUGCCGGCUGAUCCGGCUCCCCGGCCGGCUCGACGGGCUGGAGCUGGCCCAACACGCGAAGCGGCUCCUCAACGACGUCGCUUCGAGGGAGAUGGUGCUGGAUGCCAGGGUGGACGUCGGUGGGACCGCCAAGGUGCUGUGGUGGUGGGACCACCGGUUUGCCGUCCACGUGGAGAGCAAGGUGACCGUCGAUCCGCUGUUGCUGGACGUGGUCGAUCAGGAGAACAAGUCCAAGAUUGAUCUUUUUACCUGCUUAGAUAGUCGCUAG